CGAAUUGUCGGUAAUUCCUUUUUCCUAUGCACGUUCCCAUCCACACGCAAUGGUGGUCGUAUCCCGCCACACAAACAUUGCACUGCGGGCAGUGCACACCGUCGGGCGGCUGCCAUAUCUUGCACCGAUCGCAAAACCGGUACUGGCUCGCUCUCUCCGGUGUCUCGUACCCCGGGAUCUCUUGGUCCAAACAAAUCCCUGGAUCCCGACCGGAAACAUCAGCCAAUCGAUAGGUGGCAACCCCGAGAAAGAGAUAGGCGACAACGACCGAGGGCAUUCCCAGCCCGUGUCUGUUGAUUCCUCCGAGGAUUCCGUGCGUCGCCACCAGCAAGAGCAGCCAGACAAACACCGGCCCGAGGGUGUGUGGUCCUAGAACACCCCAGCCGGAAGAUUGGAGGUAUUGUGGGAACAAUAUCCGCAUGUUUCCAACGGUUCGUGUGGAUUUUACCAGUCCGCAGCAGGUGCUAGACUUGCGCAGUAUGCUGUUUUCGUCAACAUCGUCACUCUCACCAUCGAUAUUGAAGCUUUCGAUCUUGGAUUUUGUGCGGCUGGAAGAAUUUCCCGAAUCAACAUCCCUGCUAUUGGGCAAGAGCGAUUCCAUAUCAUCGAAAUCGUCGGAUUCAUCCAAAUUGCUUUCGUCGGUAAAACUUUUCUCCAUUGUGUUCAUUCGGUCAUCGUUCGUUUUGUCGUCGGAAGCAGGCAAAGACGACGAAUCACCUCGUCCCGCCAAAGAUUUCACCGCCGAAUCAUCUAUUUCCUCCUUUUCAACAUUCGUUGUCAUUGUUUACCACAGCCGAUAGCGGUAUCGGUACUCGUAUCCAUGAAGCAAGGAAUUCAAUGUUGUAAUACUUGUCUUCAGUGCGGUUUAGAAUGAAAGCGUGUUCAGUUU
Messenger RNA from Pseudo-nitzschia multistriata, 889 nucleotides. Lineage: Eukaryota; Bacillariophyta; Bacillariophyceae; Bacillariales; Bacillariaceae. The record is from the annotation of a GenBank genome assembly.